Messenger RNA from Protopolystoma xenopodis, 294 nucleotides. Lineage: Eukaryota; Metazoa; Platyhelminthes; Monogenea; Polystomatidea; Polystomatidae. The record is from the annotation of a GenBank genome assembly.
AUGUCUUCGCCAUUGACGCAUCCUUCGCCCGCAGUCGAUUGUUCACAACACGGUGGAAGUUCGAUCGAACCCGAUUCUACGGUACACGUGGGAACUCUCGGAUCCCCUUGGGCCUGCCGCUUGACGUCGAAAUGGCGGAGCGGAAAAGCGAAAGUAAGGAGGGUGAGAAUCUGCUUUCCAGACAACCGGCUAAGCCUAUACGACGACCUGUUUAAUUGCUCAGCCCGAUUCUGGCGUCCCCAGCAAAAUCUUGUUGGGACCCUUUUAAUACCAAACGCCGGCCACAAAGCCUGA